Molecule: messenger RNA, 6234 nt
Organism: Plectropomus leopardus (leopard coralgrouper)
Lineage: Eukaryota; Metazoa; Chordata; Actinopteri; Perciformes; Serranidae
Gene: tasorb
Product: transcription activation suppressor b
Biological process (GO): negative regulation of gene expression, epigenetic; protein localization to heterochromatin
Cellular component (GO): heterochromatin; nucleoplasm
Molecular function (GO): chromatin binding
Source: RefSeq, a predicted model, not a curated record
UUUCACAAUGGCGGAGGCUGGGUGAGGAGGAGAGUGUGUGUGUGAAGCGGCGCCGUAAUCGUUAGAGCUACAUUGCCCGUUAUACGUGCACGGUGCCCGAAAAUGGCCCUGAACCCCAACGCGGUGGGGAAAAGGGACUCAGAAUGUACCGAGACGGACGAUAUCCAGCCGGAAGGCGGCGAACCCCCGAAGAAUUCAGCCGCCACCUCGGCCACAGCCAACCAAAAUGGCGAUCAGCCUGGAUGUGGAGACGGUGUAAUGCCCGACCAAGAAGCCCCUGAGCGGCGGAGGAGAGUGCAGGCAGACGCCCGGAGCUUUAGCAGCUCUCCUUCGCCGGGCCAGAGACCGAAUUUCCAAAUUCCGAGGAAGAACAGAGAGCGGAAAGGUUUGUACAAUUUCCUGCUCCCCGACAGCAGAGAGUUUGAGGACCUUGUGAAGAUAGUCUCUUCGUUCUACCUAGACGCAUCGUCACGAGGAACUUUCUCCUACUGCAAGGCCAGGCUCAUUCAGAAUGAGCUGCUGGAGAAAGAGUUCAUUGAAAAGCGGAGAGAGAUGAAGCAGGAGGGGCGGACAGAACAGGAACUGACUGAGUCCUACUGCUUCCUUUAUCCAGACAAAUCCAAGCUCCACUGGAUCUGUGAUAAGGGUCUGUCGGUUGGACACACGAGGAUUACUACACUAGGGAAUCCAUCAAAGGGUGUUUAUGUCUCCAAAUAUUCUGAUCUGUUACAAAUGAAUCCUUUUGAAGUGGGCUCAUCUGGAGACAUGAUCAUUUUUAAAGUUAUGAGGGGCCGAAUAAAGCACAUACACGAGAACAUGCCGAAGAACGCCAUGGAACCUACUCCUAAGUUUGACUGUCAUUUGUCCAAAAGUUGCAACAGGGUUACGUCUUUGCUGUCUUACAGGGCUUUUGAGCUCACGCAGCAAUAUUUUUUCGAGUUUGCAUUCGAUGAGAUCAAGAUGCGGCCCAGACAUGUGUACCCCUACGCUGUGAUUUCCUUUAAGUACAAAGGCAAGGAGGCUGCAGCAACUCCUAUGACUUCACACAGGUUUAACACUAUUUCCCCGGAAGGAAGUCGAGGGAAGAGCUGCUACACUGUGUGGAGUGGUCCACUAGUGAACAAGGGUCAGGAAUUGUUUCCAAUCUGUUUACGAUCCUCCUCGCGUCCCUACCUCCCUUUCAAACUGCCUGAGAAGCUAGAGGUGAGUCGAGGCAUGCAGCUGGAGCAGGUGAAGCGAAAGAUUCCCUCUGUGCUCUUUUCUUGGGACACCUACAGCGCAUCACGGGAAGUGAUGAAAUGUGGGAUGUCCUGCAGCCUGUUUGAGGUGGUGGAUGGAAAAGGCAAACCAACCAGCGGCAGCUUGGCAGCGUUGGUCAACAAACUGGAGAGGGACAGGAUGGUGCUGGUGAAGUCCUUGUUUGACAGGGGCUUUCUCUUCCUGCUGUCCUCUGCGCAGAUGGUUGAGUCCAAAGAGAGGCGGGGGCGCGCUGAGAAGAACCUGCAAGCAUUAUUCAUCUUUCAGGAGUCAAGGAUGGUUGUCAAGUACACAUCCAGACUGUUCGAGCCAGAGCCGCUGACGGUGGAGCCCCAGCCUGCUAUCCCUUCCUCCUUGAAACCCUUCAUCCCUGCUCUGCACUACGCGCUGUUUAAGCUGCGCCCCAACCCGGGCAAGGACCUGAGCCUGGGGGUGGAGCGUCAGGCCACCGAUUACCUAAACCGUAUGGAUUCAGGCACGGUGCGGCAGUUUAUUCUGCCUGAAUAUAAAUGUAACGUGGACGAAAGGACCAACCCGCUCCCAGUGCCCAGGCCUAAAUUUAACAUGGAUGCUGUGCUGCGGUCUUAUGUCCACAACCCUGCCAACUACAUGUUACCUCUGAACAAGAUGAAGGACAUCAUUGAGAGAAUACGGAGCCCCGUACCCGUACCCGUACCCUUACCCAUACCCACACCCACACCUGCUCCGGCCCCAGUGGAAUACAGCCCUGUUUCUGACUGGGGCGGCUCGGACAGGGGCUCAGACAGGGCAGAGAGACCUACAGAGAGGCUGCCCCAGGAGAGGCCACCCCCAGCACAGGAGAAGCCACCCGCAGACAGCGGCAGGCGGAGGCAAGGGUCGGGCCAUUCAAACGGGGCACAGUCGCAGCACAAGUCUGACGCUGACUCCCAGCCUCAGCCCCCUCAGAGGCUGCGGCUGUCCCAGAAUGAGUACGAUAAAGACAAGAUGAAGCAGUUGCUCAAACUGAUUCAGCUUCAUAAGAAAGCACUAGUGAAGGAUCCUGGGAAGGAAAGGGGAGAGGACGGGGCUUGGGACGCCAACAGUCUAAAGAGGAAGUUUGAGGGAGAUGAGAGGGGGGGCAUGAACAAACACCCACGCACAGAUCUCCUGAGCAACGGGGAACCCAGCAGAGGAGCCCAAGCGGAUGAGAUGGGAGAAGAAGGCGGACAGAGCGACAAUCUGACCGCAGUGAUGGAAAGCAUGGGUAUCUACGACACUGACCUGAGGGCUCAUGGCAACACCAACGCCUCUGCAGUCGGUGAGACCCAGCGUCUUCUCAAGAUCCUUCUGGCUACUCUCAACAAAGCCGUGGCUCAGGGUUCAAUGUCUGCGCAGUCAAACCACGGCGAACCAUCGACGGGUUCAGGGAGGGGGGAGCCUGCCAUCCCGGAGCCUGAUCUGAAGAAACAAAACGAGCCCGUGUCUCAAACAAACUACACAGAGGAGGACAUGGACUGUAGCCCUGGUAGUCCACUCAGCGCUGGCUCCCCAACAGAGCAAACUCACACCUCAGACAACCCGACCUGGGUUAACCCCGCUGAUGAAGACAAAGCACAGCCUUUUCCUGAGCCAAAGCCCGAGCCUGAGCCAGAGCCGGAGGCUGUGACGGUGGCAGAGAGCUACCCAGAGCCAAAGGCGCCUGCAGCCGUGGAAGUAAAAAAGGCGGCUGCACCACCCACGUUACCAGUCGCAGAGGAAGUUCCCUUCAGGCCCUCCAUCAGCCUAGACACCAUUCUGAACCAGGAAAUUCACAGUCUCACCUCUGACAUUAAAAACAUCAUGACGGCUCAUCGCAUCUGCUAUUCUUCGCAGCUGCCCCCGCGGUUGCCUCCACGCCACUGCUGGCUGCCCAGCAGCUGCUUCUCAGAAUUUGUCGUACCCUACGUCUCCCCCGUCCCCAUUCAGGGACAUGUCAAAGCACUGUGUGAGAAGAUGGACAAGUUGAUCCCAGCCCCACCUGCUCCCUCCAAGGUCACUUCUUCACCUCCCCCAGUUACAACAUCUAAUCUUACAACACCGCCCCCCACCCCUAUGCAGACUUCCAAAACUAAAGCGGACCUCUCCCUUUCAAAGAGCACCACCCUUUCACAGAGCAGUAAAAUGGGCGCUGUCAAAGGGGCGGUAUCUACGAGGUCUAAAACAGAGGGCUUGUCAGCGGAGUUGGGGGGAGAGAUCUAUUCUCCCUCUCAAGUCACAACAGACUCUCCAGAGCACAAAAACCCCGGCUCUGCUUCUGGCAGUGGGUCCAGCCUGCUGGCCGGCAGCCUCAUUGGUCAGCUGAAGCCUGAAGUUUUCAGCAGCCUGGUGGAGAUCUUUAAGGAUGUCACCAAGAACACAGUAAAAUUCUACAUCUACUCCGGGGACGAGGGGGAGGAGAGCACCGUCUGCAAGGAGAUCAAGGAGUACUUGAAAAGUCUUGGCAACCGUGAGUGCAGCCCGCAGACAUUUCUGGAAAACAGCGGCAGUUUAGAUAAGCUGCUCAUCAUCAUUCAGAAUGAGGACAUCGCUGCACACGUGCACAAGAUCCCGGCUCUGGUGUCUUUGAAGAAGUUGCCUUCAGUGAGCUUUGCUGGAGUGGACACUCUGGACGAUGUCAAGAACCACACUUAUAAUGAGCUGUUUGUGUCUGGAGGCUUCAUGGUGUCUGAUGAGUUUGUCCUCAACCCUGACCUCAUCACACAGGAACGUUUGCAAGGGCUGCUAAAGUUCUUGGAGGAGCAGAGCACCCCUGAACACCCCUGGCAGUGGAAGGUGCACUGCAAAUCCCAGAAAAAGCUCAAAGAACUGGGGAGGUUGAACACUAACGCCAUGGGGCUGCUGAACCUCCUCACAGCCUAUCAGAAGAAGCACCUAGUGGAGUUCCUCCCUUAUCACGAGUGUGACACCGCGUCGCGUCAGGCUCCAGACCUGGAAUGCUUGAUUAAGCUCCAAGCUCAGCACACACAGCAGCGGCACCUUAUCUUCCUCACAGAGAGGCCAUUUGAGAUGUUCCUACAGUACUCCAGAAAUGGAAUAGUGAUCGGUAGCAUUGACGACGUGAUGAGCGGUUUCCACAGCUUGAUUGGCUCCAUCAAUCAGAAUGAGCUUCCAACACCGCCCUCCACAGUAGUGAAUGAUGAGUGUGUGGAAGAGGAGGACAUGUCAUUAGACUCUGACGAUGGCGAGCCAACCACCGUGUCAGAUCCUUUACAGCAGAACCGGGCGGUUGAGAAGGGGAAGCCUCCGCAGCCGCCCCCACCAGAAAUGGAGGAGUUUCGUCCUCCGCUCCCAGAGCAGCAGGCCACCCCAGAGAGAACUCCAACGCUGGCUGACUACAGUGCCCUGAAAACAGCCAUCUCUCAGUUCAAGGCCUCCAACCAGAUCGGCAUAGGCCCUUCAGACAUCGGCGGCUUGUCACCGGGAGGGUUCCCUGUGAACCCGCACCAGAGCUUCCUGUGUCCUUCGGCCUCGUGGUCAUCCUACACUGGCUCUUCUAGCUAUGCGGCCUCCCCUGCCUAUCCCGCCUCACCCUGCAGCAGCACCCAGGAACAGGAAUACCGCCCCCCAGUCCCAGCUACAGCCUCCGCCACAGCCCCAACCCCAUCUGUAAUGGCCACAGCCCCAACACCACCUGUCACCGCCACAGCCCCACCCGGCACAGCUAUAGCCCCAGCGCCACCUGUCAUGGCCCCAGCCCCAGCCCCACCUGUCAUGGCCCCAGCCCCAGCCCCACCCGUCAUGGCCCCUGCAGGACCUCUAGCCAACCUGGCUUCCCUCCCUUUGGAGGUCAAACCUCCCCCUCCGCCUCAUCUAAUGAUGUUAGGCCACACGUACGGCUCGGACACUGGAGGAUCUGGGGCUGCUGGAAACUCUCCACACACCACCUCGCUCCCUUACACAGACCACAAUGACUCAGCCCAGCCAGGUUACAUGCCUGGCAUUGUUAAAAAUGCCAGCGGGACCCCCACUCAGCACGACAGGACACUCAGUGGACCUGGGGAGGGUCUAUGGGGGACAGCAGGGACCAGCACUUGUCAGACUGCUAGCAGCAAGGGUGUGGUCACAUCCGGCCCAGUGGACCCCACCGGGCUCCCUAAGUUUGGGGAAACCGUCAGAGGCAGCAACCCUGGUAUUCAGGGGGGCAGGACUCAGGUGAAUUGCACCAACAACCUCAGACCGCCUGUGGGUAUUCCCACAGUGGCCACCAGGGGGGGCUCAAUAGUCAGACCAAAACUGCCUCCACAUCCCAUGUGCGGUGCUGGCUAUGGUGGUAUGGGUAGCAUCCCUGGACAGAUGGAUCAUGGGCCUAUGCGAGGUGGUAUGGGUCCUGGUUCUUUAGGGAGCUAUCGAGGGAGAGGAGCCCCACCAGUAGGACUUUGGCCUCGUCCAGGACGAGGACAUAAUAUGGGGGACGGGACAGGAGGUGGACCCUGCUCUUGGGGUUACCCAGCAGGCAGGGGCAGGGCACAGGAUUACUACUCGGACUACACAUACACUCACAACUAUGCCCCUGAAUAGACAAUCAACGUGACAGAGGGGGCAACACAAACGCCGUACUCCAGAGACUAGAGCUGGCUGAAUGUAUAUAUUUCCUUGUCAUAAACACAUUGAUUUAAUUCAGUAAAUAAGGAUCCUGGUUUUCUACAGUAAUAAAAAAUUGAUACAGGCAGUGCCGAGUGUCCUACUAUCAUGUAAACUGUACACUCUUUCCAUGUGAGCUGUUUGAGACCCUGUUCAAACCACUAUAUUUAUAUUUGCCAACAAAUGUUAAUGGCCUUCCAGCUUCUCGGAAUUUAUCUCGUUAUUUCUGUUUGUCCAGGUUUUGAAACGGUUUGUGAACAAGGGGAAAGGCUGAUAUUUUUUUAAGGAAAAAAAACAAACUAGUGAAUGAAAUUUCACUUUUGCUGUUGGUUUUCUUUUUUUAUUUUACAUAUUUGGUUGUCCUAAAUUCUAUUAAAAUAAAACAUUUCAAAUCUU